AUACCAGUUUGAAACAGCUUCAUGAAUUCGCUGCUACGACCGUGUAGCUCGACUGUUGUGUCCGCAAACCGCUGGAUCCUGUCAGGUAACUCGGCGCUGCGAUGACAGAUUCAGACUAACAUUUUCUAACUGCGUGAGGUUGGGUGUUAGUGUGUUUUCUGUGUUUGUUAAACUCAAACGCCAUAUGAAUCCGUGGCACGGACUGCUGUGCUAACCUGCAGAAAAGUGCAUUAGUAAGGCACGUUUUGGAUGCUGAAAUUUACACUUUAAACGUAUGACACGUCAGCUGUCGUUUAUAAAGACAGUUUAGCACAGCAGUGCAGGGAUCAGGGUGUUGGCCCAGACUUCACCUGUUUGGUGUACUUAAAGGCGUGGCAAAGGACGCUGAAACUAUUCUGUUGUGGCGUGCGAAAACAGCUGCGGAUUGUUAGAUCAGAUAAUAAACACAGAAGCAGAUACCGACUGCUUUUGUUUUAAGGAUUCAUGCGGAACAACUUUACUUUUGUUCCCAGAAGGUGAUCACAUGUGGGGCAGAUAUGUUUUUGGAACAGAUGCUGCACACAAGUUCAAGGAGGCUUUCCUUCUGUUUGACCGGACAGGUGAGGGGAAGAUCACCUACAGCCAGUGUGGCGAUGUCAUGCGGGCCCUCGGACAGAACCCUGUCAACGCUGAGGUGCUCAAGGUGCUGGGAAACCCCAAGUUAGAAGAGAUGAAUCAGAAGAUGCUGGAUUUUGAACAGUUCCUGCCCAUGCUUCAGGCCAUUGCUAAGAACAAAGACCAGGGCUCCUUUGAGGAUAUCGUAGAGGGUUUGCGUGUCUUUGACAAGGAGGGGAACGGUACAGUGAUGGGAGCAGAGCUACGUCACGUCCUCACUACACUCGGUGAGAAAAUGACUGAGGAGGAGGUGGAGACUCUUUUAGCGGGACACGAAGACGCCAACGGCUGCAUUAACUAUGAAGAACUCGUCCGGGUGGUGAUGAGCGGUUGAGCAUCUCGGAAACACACAUCCAACUUUAAUUUUACUCUGUUUUUGUGUUGUUUGUCUCAUCUUGCCCUUCCAUCCAUGUCAUCCUACCUCCAGCAAGUCUGAGUUUUCCUUUUCUUCAACAUCUCUGUUUUGUUUCAGAAGUGCCUAUUCUGUCCAGCAUGAAGAAACACUUUUAUCAUUCAGCUCAUGCGUACAAUUGGAACGUUUCCCUGAUGAUUUCAGCUGUUCCACUCAUCAAACCGUCAGUCUUGUUGUCAACAGAUUUCUGCUGUUGCUUUUUUUUUUCAUUUGGAUAGAUAUGAUAAUGUGAAAUGUUACAUUUAACUUUACUGAAUAAAAAUCCUGGUCUCCAAAAUAUC
Scatophagus argus is the source of this 1347-nucleotide messenger RNA. RefSeq names its product myosin, light chain 6, alkali, smooth muscle and non-muscle (gene myl6). The transcript has 5 exons. The record is from RefSeq and is a predicted model, not a curated record. Gene Ontology annotation, molecular function: calcium ion binding; structural constituent of muscle. Gene Ontology annotation, cellular component: myosin II complex. Lineage: Eukaryota; Metazoa; Chordata; Actinopteri; Scatophagidae. The coding region runs from base 524 to 988 and encodes 154 amino acids.